Molecule: messenger RNA, 678 nt
Organism: Dinoponera quadriceps
Lineage: Eukaryota; Metazoa; Arthropoda; Insecta; Hymenoptera; Formicidae
Exons: 2
Coding region: 1-678 (225 amino acids)
Source: RefSeq, a predicted model, not a curated record
AUGUUCCUCGAGCGUGUCUGCCUGAUCUCCACGGCGGUCCUCGUGGCCGUCUACGCGGCACCGAGGGUGUCCAGGUUGCAGGAAGUGCCGAAGUGGCAUUUCCCGUGCGGCGGGGACCUCGACGUCGAGGUGGCCUCGUGGGAGGACCUCGAGGAGGAGACGGUGAACAGCCUGGAGAGUCUCAGGCUGCAGCAUCAGCUGCUGAUGAGCGAGUACUUGAGUCGGGACUACAAUUAUCUGUACGAGAGUAUGGACUUCAGCGUGAAGAAGAAACAGUAUAUACCCAACUGGCUGCCCGACGAGAAGGACGUCGAUCUCGUGAAGGGGCUGGCCGACGCUAAUCCACAAACGAUCGUCAACCACUUUCCGAAGUUGCACACGGACCUGCAGAAGUUCGCCGUGGCGUUCGAGCAGCUGGUGAAGGACGAGGACGACGUGAGGAAGUGGGAAGCCCUGGCGGGCACGCAGAGGUACCUGAACAGCAUGCUGUGCGAGGUCGAGAGCAACAUUCUCUCCCUGCCGUCUCUGCGGCUGCCUACGCGCGUGCAGAGGGACAUCAUGAGCAAAAACGAGCGAAAUGUCGGACGAGACGAGACGAACCGGCUGGUCCGCGAUUGGGGAGUGAUUCUCAAGUACCGCGACUACCUGCAUGCCUGGCGGCACGUAUUCAACUAUUAG